Messenger RNA from Ostreococcus lucimarinus CCE9901, 432 nucleotides. RefSeq lists its product with no specific name. NCBI's taxonomy places the organism in Eukaryota, Viridiplantae, Chlorophyta, Mamiellophyceae, Mamiellales, Bathycoccaceae. Bases 1 to 432 code for a protein of 143 amino acids. The record is from RefSeq and is a predicted model, not a curated record. The transcript has a single exon.
AUGGUGAAGAACGAGGCGUUACUGGCGAGAGAGCGCGAAUGCGCGGUGCGCGACGAGAUCUGGGCGACGAGACUCGAGGACGACGAGACGACGGGGUACGACUUCGAAGCCACGCUCGAAGAACUUUGGAUGGAUUGGUGGUGGAAGAUGAGUCGAGGCGAGCGUCUGAGCGCGGAAAAGGCGUCCGUGAUGGACAUGCUGACGGCGAUCGUCAACGGCACGAGCUCGAGGGACAUCGAAACCGGCGUGCGUCGCGUGAGCGUCGCCGAGGCGUCCGAGUCCUCCGACUGCCCGGUGUGUCUCGAAGACGACGACUCUCGCGCCGACAUCGUCCGACUCACGCGCUGCGAGCACACGUUUCACAUCGACUGCAUCGCCCCGUGGCUCCAACGACACAAAACCUGCCCGAAAUGCCGCGCGCGCGUGCGUUGA